This is a messenger RNA of Orycteropus afer afer, 815 nucleotides long. Its product is annotated as olfactory receptor 8D2-like. Gene Ontology annotation, molecular function: olfactory receptor activity; G protein-coupled receptor activity; odorant binding. Gene Ontology annotation, cellular component: membrane. The record is from RefSeq and is a predicted model, not a curated record. Lineage: Eukaryota; Metazoa; Chordata; Mammalia; Tubulidentata; Orycteropodidae. Gene Ontology annotation, biological process: G protein-coupled receptor signaling pathway; sensory perception of smell.
AUUUCUUUUAUUCCUCAGUUGUUACCCCAAAACUCCUGGGAAACUUUGUAUGGGAGAAAAAUGUAAUUUCUUACCCUGGAUAUAUAACUCAGCUUUUUUUCUUUUGUGUUUUUGCUAUAUCUGAGUGUUACAUGCUCACUGCGAUGGCAUAUGAUAGAUAUGUUGCCAUAUGUAGUCCAUUGCUCUACAAUGUCACCAUGUCCCAAAAGGUCUGCAGUGUGCUGGUGACUGGGGUCUAUAUCACUGCAACUUUGGGAGCUAUGGCUCACACUGUCUUCAUGAGUAGGCUAUCCUUCUGUGGGAACAAUGUCAUCCACUGUUACUUCUGUGACAUAAUUCCUCUCCUAAAGCUCUCCUGCUCCAGUACUUACAUCAAUGAACUUCUGCUGAUACUUGUAGGUGGAUUAAAUGUAUUAGCAACAACUGUGCCCAUCAUCAUCUCUUAUGCCUUUAUAUUCCCCAAUAUCCUUCGAAUACCUUCAACUGAGGGCUAAUCCAAAACCUUUGUUACCUGUAGCUCUCAUCUUACAGCUGUUGGGGUCUUUUAUGGAUCCAUAAUAUUCAUAUAUUUAAAGCCAGCAUCCAGCAGCAACAUGGCCCAGGAGAAGGUGGCUUCUGUAUUCUAUACCACAGUGAUCCCUAUGCUGAAACCUUUGAUCUAUAGCUUGAGGAAUAAGGAUGUGAAAAAUGUUCUCAGCAAAGUCAUGGGUAUGAGGUAUGGAGCACAUGAGGCUAAUAGAACCACUAAAGGUCAUGGUCGAAGGAAAACCAUGAAUAUCUACAUAGAUGUGGAAAGAGCCAUUAACAAAAUUCAG